AGCCUUCUGUCAUCUCUAUUGAACUUUCAACUUUUUUGCUCAAUUUACUUUUUUUUCGUCUUUCUUCCAAAACCGCUCGUUUACUUUUCAAGCAACAAGCCGACAUUCGCAAAAACCUCAUCUUUCCCCAAGCCAGAGAUACUCCUCAAUUCACAGCAAUGAUGAACCACCGCAUGCUACGAACUAUGCCUAACCUCAAGCUUGCAACCCGACGGCUUUACUCAACUGCACGCCCUCCUCGUGUCCUGGUCACUGGCAGCCUUGGUCAGCUCGGCACCACCAUGGUCAACACCCUUCGGGCGAAGUUUGGCAGCGAAAAUGUCGUCGCUUCAGACAUCAAAAAGCCCGCCCUGGAGCAGCGCAGCACUGGCCCGUUCGUGUACGCCGAUGUGCUCAACUAUCGGGCAAUGGAGCAGGUUGUUGUCGACUACGGAAUCGACUGGAUCGUGCACUUUUCCGCUAUCUUGUCGGCCGCUGGCGAGCGCAACCCGGCGCUGGGACUUAAUGUCAACAUCAACGGGUUCCAGAACGUCCUCGAUCUGGCAAAGAACCACGGCCUGCGGCUGCUGUCCCCAAGCACGAUGGGCGCCUUUGGCCCGACAACGCCUAAGGACGAGACGCCGGACCUGACGAUCAUGCGCCCGAAUACGAUCUACGGUAUCAGUAAGGUGCACAUGGAGCUUUUGGGCGAGUACUACACGGAGAAGUUUGGCGUGGACUUCCGCAGUCUGCGCUACCCUGGCAUCAUCUCGGCAGACUCACCACCGGGCGGCGGCACGACCGACUACGCUGUGGAUAUUUUCCACUCUGCGCUCAAGGAGAACCAGUACUCAUGCUUCCUCAAGUCUGAUACGCGCCUGCCGAUGGCGUAUAUUGACGAUUGCAUUGUCGGAACCAUGCAGCUUCUCGAAGCCCCCCAGGAGGCCCUAACGCAGCGCGUGUACAAUGUGCAUGCGUGCGCGUUUUCGCCCGAGGAAUUGACCGCUGAGAUCCGUCGCCACCACUCGGAUGACUUUGCCAUUGAGUAUCGCCCCGAUUUCCGCCAGGCAAUCGCCGACACAUGGCCCCGCACGAUGGCCGAUGAGGCCGCGCGCAGGGACUGGGGCUGGAACCCACUCUAUGGCACAACCGAUAUUGUGCGCAUCAUGCUUGAAAAGCUCAGGCCCGUUUACGCUGCAAAUGCCUCAUCUAAUGCAGCCACUUCAUCAUCAAUCCUGGAUAUUGCGACACCGGCAGCAGUUGUGGCGAAUUAAGUUGAUUUUUAAAUUGCAUUUAUUUUUUUCAUUUUUGUUUCAUCAAAAGAAUAUUAUAGUCGAAACAAA
This is a messenger RNA of Kickxella alabastrina, 1322 nucleotides long. RefSeq lists its product as uncharacterized. Gene Ontology annotation, molecular function: L-threonine 3-dehydrogenase activity. NCBI's taxonomy places the organism in Eukaryota, Fungi, Kickxellomycota, Kickxellomycetes, Kickxellales, Kickxellaceae. The transcript is spliced from 2 exons. Gene Ontology annotation, biological process: L-threonine catabolic process. The coding region runs from base 159 to 1253 and encodes 364 amino acids. The record is from RefSeq and is a predicted model, not a curated record.